Messenger RNA from Vigna umbellata (rice bean), 504 nucleotides. NCBI's taxonomy places the organism in Eukaryota, Viridiplantae, Streptophyta, Magnoliopsida, Fabales, Fabaceae. The record is from RefSeq and is a predicted model, not a curated record.
AUGGAGAGGAUUUACAAUGCUAAAGGGUGUCCGGAUGACAAGAGACUAGCUUUUACCGAGUAUUUGUUGACUGGAGAGGCUAGUUAUUGGUGGACAAGCAUGAAGAUGAUAUUAGCGGACAACAAAACUCCCAUUUCUUGGGAAGUUUUCAGAAUCAAAUUUUAUGAAGAAUACUUCCCAGACAGCGUUCGAUUCGCUAAGGAAGUUGAAUUUCUUCAGAUGAAGCAGGAAGGGAUGUCGGUAUCUGAGUAUACCAAUAAGUUUAAACACUUGGUUUGGUUUAACACUAUGACUACAAGUGAGGAGUGGCGGUCCCGAAAGUUUGAGAAUGGGUUGAGAAGUGAUUUGAAGCUAUUGAUCUCAAGUUUGUGCAUUAAGUCUUUUCCUGCCAUGGUGGAAAGGGCUAAAGUAUUGGAGAAGAAUAUUCUGGAGGUCGAACAGUAUAAGAAGCAACAGCAGACGGCCAGAGGACCAAUUAUUUACAAGAACGCUUCAGGUUUGAAG